Messenger RNA from Aspergillus viridinutans, 1245 nucleotides. RefSeq lists its product as uncharacterized. Lineage: Eukaryota; Fungi; Ascomycota; Eurotiomycetes; Eurotiales; Aspergillaceae. The record is from RefSeq and is a predicted model, not a curated record. The coding region runs from base 1 to 1245 and encodes 414 amino acids. The transcript is spliced from 3 exons.
AUGUUGCUACCACGAAAGUCUAGGGGCGGGUCCUCGUCCGGUGGUUAUUCUUACUCCAGCAGUAACGACUCGCCAUGGAACGAAGAGAUUACAUUCUCGAUGGACGGCCUCUAUGUACGCAGAUCGUACUUCACUGCGCAGCUUGCUUUCGAGUUCCUCACACUGGGGGUGCUGUUUCUCUUCCUUUUCGGCUGUUUCUUCAUCAGACAGCCUAAGGCGCUACCCAAGACCCUCCCUAAGAAGGGUCUCGUCUUCGGGAUAUUGAGCUAUAUCCUCGCCGAGCUCCUUACAAUCCCCUACAUGUUCUUCUAUCUUUGCGAGGUCACAGUGAAGCAGAGCUAUGUGGUCAUGUUAAUGCUCCAAACGAUAUUCUGGCUUCUCGCCGUAUUUCUCAUGUUCUACGUCUUCUACCGAGUCAUCCAAGCAUAUCUCAACCGAAUUGCGAACGGCGGCAAGACAUUCCUUCCCGUGUCCAUACUGCACUGGGUCUUGCUGGGUGUUUUGGGGAUUCUCAUGGUGGUCAAUGCUGCCAUGUACAUUGCUCUCCUGGUCAUGGAUGUGAACGGAAGCACCCAACUGCAAAUAAUCGGACACUACGGCAGGAUUGUUGAGGCUCGCAUCAUCGUCUCAUGGCUGAUGUCUCUGGAGAUUCUCGUGUGGACAAUCUUCAUCAUUGCGAAGUCGAGAUUUAGCAGCAAGACCGGAUCUAUAACCCUUGCUUUGGCAGGCUUCUUCCUCUUUGUGCUUUCCCUCGAGCAGCUGAUUGUGACGAUCAUGUACAAUUUCGAAGGGAAGAGGCCGCCGCAGUAUUUGAACUUGGCCACGUCAAUCGUCUCCUUCUUCUGCACAAUCGGCAUAUACUUUGGCCUCAUCUUCUGCUGUAUCCAAUGGUGCAAGGCCAGCAAGAUCUAUUCUCAAGAGCAUGCUCAACCCGCCCAGCAUGCCCCGUAUGAUCAGCCCGCCCAGCAUGCCCCGUACGCUCAGUCUCCUCCUCCCCCUCCGGCCCCUUACGCUCCUAUGUCCUCAUACCAGCCAUAUCAACCGCCUUCACCACAGCCCCCUAGCCAUCCAGCACAUUCCGGCUACUCGAGCCCUGUGAGUGGUGGCUUGAGCCCCGUGAAUGGUUACUCGAACCCCGUGAACAGCAACGGACAAUUUCCUCCAGCCGAACUUCACAGUGAGAGCGAUGCUGGAUCGCAUGGGCUCACAUCUAACCAACAAUACCAACACCAUCCUCACGCGUGA